CUCGGACUGCGAUGACUCUUGUUGUGUCUUGACAUCGCGUGUAAUAACUCGAGCUCCCUGAACCUCGACUCGACCUUCGUCAACCACCUGCCACUUCCACCCGACACCAAUCGCCGUCCAACAGGCCCAAACACCUCCCCAACCCGACCUCAGACCCGACCGUGCCGAGAUCGGAGCUGCUGCUGUGACGAUGGCUUCAGGCAAGAAGGAGAACAUGCUGUGGGGAGGUCGCUUCACCGGCGGCCUCGACCCCCUCAUGGAGCAGUACAACGAGUCCCUCUCCUUCGACAACGUCCUCCACAAGCAGGACAUCCAGGGCUCCAUCGCCUUCGCCCGCGCAAACACAAAGGCCGGCCGCCUGACCCCCGACGAGUUCGCCAAGAUCGAGGCCGGCCUGCUCGAGGUCGAGAAGGAGUGGGAGGCGGGAACCUUCAAGGUCGUCCCGGGGGCCGACGAGGACAUCCACACCGCCAACGAGCGCCGCCUGGGCGAGCUCAUCGGCAAGGACGUCGCCGGCAAGCUGCACACCGGCCGCAGCCGCAACGAGCAGAUCGCCACCGACAUGCGCCUGUGGCUGCGCGACGAGCUCGACAAGCUGGAGGGCCACCUCAAGAGCUUCCUCUCCGUCAUCGCCCGCCGCGCCGAGUCAGAGGUCGACUACGUCAUGCCGGGCUACACCCACCUGCAGCGCGCCCAGCCCAUCCGCUGGAGCCACUGGAUGCUGAGCUACGGCUUCGCCUUCGCCAACGACCUCGAGCGCCUGCGCGAGAUCCGGCGGCGCGUCAACCGCAGCCCGCUCGGCUGCGGCGCCCUGGCCGGCAACCCCUUCGGCAUCGACAGGGACAUGAUGGCCGCCGAGCUGGGCUUCGACGGCCUGCUGUGGAACUCGAUGGGCGCCGUGGCCGACCGCGACUUUGUCCUCGAGACCCUGCAGUGGGGCAGCUUCCUCAUGCAGCACGUCAGCCGCUGGGCCGAGGACCUCAUCAUCUACUCGUCCGCCGAGUUCGGCUUCGUGCGCCUCGCCGACGCCUACUCGACGGGGUCGUCGCUCAUGCCCCAGAAGAAGAACCCGGACAGCCUCGAGCUGCUGCGCGGCAAGAGUGGCCGCGCCUUCGGCCACAUGGCGGGGUUCAUGAUGACCCUCAAGGGCCUGCCGUCGACCUACAACAAGGACCUGCAGGAGUCGGUCGAGCCCCUGCUGGACCACGUCAAGACCGUCGGCGACAGCAUCCAGAUCGCCGAGGGCGUCCUGUCCACCCUCGCCGCCCAGCCCGACAAGAUGCGCGCCGCCCUCGACCCCUUCAUGCUGGCUACCGACGUCGCCGACUACCUCGUCCGCAAGGGCGUGCCCUUCCGCGAGACCCACCACAUCAGCGGCCGCUGCGUCGCCCUCAGCGAGCAGACGGGGACUCCCAUGAACGAGCUCACCUACGAGCAGAUGCGGGGCGUCGACGCCCGCUUCGAGGAGGACAUCGCCGAGGCCUUUGACUACGAGAAGAGCGUCGAGAUGAGGGCCGCCAAGGGCGGCACCAGCAGGGCAUGUGUGCUGGAGCAGGUCAAGGUUCUGACUGCUAUGAUUGCUGCUUAGGGGCCGCGGGCGGUAUGUGUGGAACUGAUGUAUGGAUGCGGGACAUGUGAGAAAUGUAAAAGCAAGUUUUUAUCACGAAUAGAUUCCUAAAAGCGAGGACUACAAAAAGAAAAUGAGAUGCUUUUGAGCACAAA
Messenger RNA from Diaporthe batatas, 1722 nucleotides. Its product is annotated as argininosuccinate lyase ARG4. The record is from RefSeq and is a predicted model, not a curated record. Gene Ontology annotation, cellular component: cytosol. Lineage: Eukaryota; Fungi; Ascomycota; Sordariomycetes; Diaporthales; Diaporthaceae. The transcript is spliced from 2 exons. The coding region runs from base 191 to 1588 and encodes 465 amino acids. Gene Ontology annotation, molecular function: argininosuccinate lyase activity.